Rhododendron vialii is the source of this 1651-nucleotide messenger RNA. RefSeq lists its product as uncharacterized. The record is from RefSeq and is a predicted model, not a curated record. NCBI's taxonomy places the organism in Eukaryota, Viridiplantae, Streptophyta, Magnoliopsida, Ericales, Ericaceae. Bases 6 to 1220 code for a protein of 404 amino acids. The transcript is spliced from 7 exons.
UAAGGAUGCAAGUGGUACCUCAAAUGCAGCUUGGAACAUCACAUCUUCAACAAGCACCUACCAGAAACCAACAUGACGCGAGCCCCAUCCGUGAGAGGGUGACCCGAUCGACCCCACAUCCAAAUGUGGAUACCCAACCUCCACAACCUCUUGAUGCUGAGCAGGAGAUUCAGGCAGCUCCCUUUGUAGCACCUGUCGUUGCUGAUAGACCUAUCCGUGGCCCGACACGAGGCUUAAUGGUUCAGCAAAUAUUCGACAAAGAAGGAAAGCUUCUUGUUCCCAUCCCACAGUGUUUUCGUGCACCUAUCGGGAAGUUUGCUUGUAAACUUGCCACACAGAUUGGUGUAGAGGUUCGAACAAAUUUGGAAGAUCUUACUAUCCGUAGAUGGAAAGCUGCAGAUGAAAGUGUGAAGGCACCUAUGCUUCAACGCAUUAAGGAUCGAUUUAACUUGGAGAGAGAUCCCAUUGAUAUUGAGAAGGCAGUGGCAAGACAAUUUGGGCGUAGACUGAGUGAUUACACCCAUCUGCUUUACAGAAAGUAUAAGAAGCUUAAGAGUACUAAGGGGGUAGAGUAUGCCAGAAGCCACCCACCAUGUGGCGUCGGUCACGAACAGUUGAUCGGUCUAAUUGAUAAGAAAUGGAGUGAUACCAAAUUUCAGAACAAAUCAACUAAAAACAUAAAGAAUCGGAGCGAAAUGAAGUCCAAACAUAGAUGUGGUUCGAAGUCCAUCCCAGUGAGGGUAGCUGCAAUGAUGCAAACCAAUGGGAAUCGUGUGCCGGACUUGAAAGAAGUUUACAAAUCUACCCACUUCAAUGAAGAUACAAAAAUGUGGAUCUCUGAAGAAUCCGAGAAGAACUAUAGGAAGAUCAUAGAGGUAGAGGCUGAACAUUGUACUGAGGCUGGUGUGACACCGAUCACACAAGAGGAGCUUUCAAUCAAGUCGCUCAAGGCAAAAUCAGGAUACAUUAAAGGAUUGGGUAUGAGGCCUUCCUCAUCUCUUAGGACCACUAUUGCAUCUGCAGCCAACAGUCAAUACGUAUCGCAUCUCGAGUCCCUGGUAGAAGAAUAUCAAAAGGAAAGGGAAGCACAACAGCAAAAGAUAGAUGUGCUUUCACAGUCAAACAAGCAGAUGGAGUUGACGACAGCUACAAUCAUGGAGUAUUUGAAGCACCAAGGGAAUGGAUUCAGCAAAUAUAUUGAGAAUUCAAGGAGCACAUGAACAACAUGCUAGAUGGUUAAUUGGAUAUGUUGAAGGUUGGUGGUAUAUAUGACAAGGCCAAGAUUUUUGUGUGUUGAUACUUCUUUUUGUUAUGAUGGGCCGUCCAGAAAGUUGGUGGUAUAUAUGACAAGGCCAAGAUCUCUUUGUGUUGAUGUUGAUACUUCUUUUUGUUAUGAUGGGCCAUCCAGAAGGUUGGUGGUAUAUAUGACAAGGCCAAGAUCUUUUUGUGUUGAUACUUCUUUUUGUUAUGAUGGGCCGUCCAACAACUUUUCCUUUUUGUUUGUGUCUUCGACCGCUACUCACUAAUUAGUGCAUCACUUAUAUUACUAUCUAUGUUCAGUUAACUUGGGUCUUUUUGGACAGUGAAUGGACACCUUGAAAUCUUUAUUACUUUGUUUAGCUGUUUAUGGUAAUAUGAAGGUUAUUAGUGA